AUGGCAAUCGACGACCAGACUACUAAACUCUCUAUUGUAGAGGCCUCAAUUACAUCCCUGGCAUCUGCACUGUCUCAAGGCCAUAUCAACAGCGUUGAACUGACCGCCAAGCACUUGCUGAGAAUCGCCAAGUAUGAUCGCCGAACCACUCAACUCAAUGCCAUCCCAGUUAUCAAUCUCGAUGUGUUUGAUGCUGCUCAAGCAUCGGAUCAGCGUCGCUCCAUAGGCAAGACGCUGGGUUUGAUGGAUGGAAUUCCCUGCACUAUCAAAGACUCUUACAAGAUCCGAGGUAUGACGGUAGCUGCUGGGUCUCCAGCCUUCAAGGACCUCAUCGCAAAUGAAGAUGCGUUCACUGUUGGGAAACUGAGAGAUGCUGGCGCUGUGUUCUUGGGCCGUACCAACAUGCCCCCUAUGGCUGCAGGCGGUAUGCAGCGAGGUGUUUAUGGUCGUGCUGAGUCGCCCUACAAUGAAGCCUAUCUUACAGCUGCCUUUGCCUCAGGAUCAUCCAACGGAUCCGCCACAGCCACCGCAGCAAGCUUUGGUGUCUUUGGGAUGGGUGAGGAAACCAUUUCGUCUGGCCGCUCACCUGCCUCCAACAAUAGCUUGGUGGCAUACACUCCCUCCAGGGGACUCAUAUCAAUAAGAGGCAAUUGGCCGCUUUUCCCCACCUGCGACACUGUCGUUCCGCACACAAGAACUGUUGAAGACAUGUUUGCGCUUUUGGAUGUCAUUGUUGCAGCGGAUGACAAGACAAGCUGCGACUUUUGGCGUGAGCAACCUUUCGUCAAGCUCCCCGAUGUAGAUUCUGUGCGACCAAAGACGUUCUUUGAUCUCUCUGAUGCCAAUUCUCUCAAGGGCAAAAGGAUCGGUGUCCCAAAAAUGUACAUUGGUGGCGUUGACUCUGAUCCAGAUGCACGAAACGUUUAUACUCGCGAGAGUGUUAUCGACCUGUGGAAAAAGGCUAGGAAGAUACUUGAGGGACUGGGUGCUACUGUUGUUGAGACCGACUUUCCGCUCGUCACCGAAUUUGAGAAACCUGUCAGAGGUGAGAGCAGAUCGGAAACACCGCCUCACCGCAACGAGAUUGACAUGUGCCAAUUGAUGGCCUAUUCUUGGGACGACUUCCUGGCAGCAAACAAAGAUUGCAAUGUGGCAACCAGCCUUGCUCAAGUCGAGUCAUCAACCAUAUUCCCCCAUCCUCUUGGUUGCCUACCAGAUCGAUACGACGCCAAUGAUCCUCUUGUGCGACAUACAGCUGUUGUUGCCCACAUCAGCAAUGGCCGUAUCCCGACUUACGAGGUUCCAAACCUUGGAACCGCACUUCGGAACCUUGAGUUGAAGCGCAAGUCGGCUUUCGAAGACUGGCUUGAUGCUUUGGAGUUAGACAUGGUAGUAUGGCCUUGCAAUGCCGAUGUGGGCAAAGCUGAUGCCGAUGUUAAUGAAGAGUCUGCAAAGCAUGCAUGGCUAAAUGGUGUUUUGUAUUCGAACGGGAACUGCGCAAUUCGUCAGUUUGGUAUACCGACUGUCAGCGUGCCAAUGGGAGUCAUGUCUGAUACAGGAAUGCCCGUCAAUCUCACCUUCGCAUCCAAGGCUUAUGAUGACAAGAACCUGUUUCGAUAUGCCUAUGCGUUUGAAAGGGGAAGUUCUCUUCGUCAGCAGCCAUCGAGAACCCCUCAGCUGGCGACAGAUGUUAUUGUGUGUAGCCAAGAGAGGAAGGACAUCGGCUCAUCACCACCCCACCUAACUAUGGAUGUCACAGCGUCGGUGGGAAAUGGAGAAAGACAAUUUUCAAUUUUCGGUACAGUUGAAGAGGGUGAAUUGUGCGAGUUGCAUGUUUACCUUGAUGGGGAGGAGUUGGAAGACGUCAAGGUUGCCCAGGGGAAAUGGGAGGUACAGGUGAGCACGAAGGAGGCGCAAAGGUCCCGACCAGAAGAACUCGGCGUUCCUGAUUUCAGUAAGUCAAUGGUUUUGGCUUUAGUCAAAGGCAAGCAAGGAAGAUCUACUGCUAGCAUGAUCUUUAUUUAG
Molecule: messenger RNA, 2025 nt
Organism: Fusarium subglutinans
Lineage: Eukaryota; Fungi; Ascomycota; Sordariomycetes; Hypocreales; Nectriaceae
Product: glutamyl-tRNA(Gln) amidotransferase subunit A like
Exons: 2
Coding region: 1-2025 (674 amino acids)
Source: RefSeq, a predicted model, not a curated record